Ogataea philodendri is the source of this 1362-nucleotide messenger RNA. RefSeq lists its product as uncharacterized. The coding region runs from base 1 to 1362 and encodes 453 amino acids. Lineage: Eukaryota; Fungi; Ascomycota; Pichiomycetes; Pichiales; Pichiaceae. Gene Ontology annotation, molecular function: antiporter activity. Gene Ontology annotation, biological process: UDP-glucose transmembrane transport. Gene Ontology annotation, cellular component: endoplasmic reticulum-Golgi intermediate compartment; cis-Golgi network; Golgi apparatus. The transcript has a single exon. The record is from RefSeq and is a predicted model, not a curated record.
AUGGUUCAAAUUCCCAGAUCGUAUGCGGAGCUGAAGGCUCGGGUCCCUAACAUUGGUAUCGUGCUGACGGCUAUUGGCUCGUGGUUCAGUUUCAGUUUGCUGAUUUCGCUAUACAACAAAUGGAUGUUCUCUGACCCAACGCUUAACUUCAAGUUUCCUGUGUUAAUUACAGCCUGUCAUCAAUUUGUUCUGUUUUGGCUCAGUUGUCUCACUCUGACAUUUUGGCCCAAGUUCAGACUCAACUAUGUUGACCCUUCUAAAGCCUCUGCCAGUACUUCAACCGAGAGUCUGAGUUACUUCAUCAACCCUAAGGUGUACGUCACCAAGAUCUUACCUUGUGCAUUGGCCUCGGCUGGUGAUAUUGGCCUUGGCAAUUCUUCAUUGAAGUAUAUCACCAUUUCGCUCUACACCAUGCUGAAGUCCUCGGCAGUGUUGAUUUUCACUCUGUUCUGGGGCUUUGUGCUUAGACUUGAAAAAGUUACAAUGAAGCUGUGCCUCAUUACCUUCAUUAUGACCGGCUCGGUGAUGAUGAUGGUGUAUGGUCAAGGUGAGCCUACAACUGAAGGAGAGACCACUCCUGUUGAGGAGGAGGCCGAGGAGAUGAAGGUCAAGCUUGUGAGAUUGCUGGUCAAGAGAGCUGCUGUGGCUUAUUUGGGUGUUAGAGAGGACAACGAUGGACUCGUUCCAUUGUCGGCUGUUUCCAACGACGAGCCUGUCACAGACACGGCUUCUUCUUCCAGAUUUGCCGGCGCCACUGCGAAGGCAUCCGAGACUUUCAACAAGUUCACCGCUUCUGCCUUGAUUGUUGGAUGCUUCCUCGUUCUCUUGGCUUCCUGUAUGUCGGGACUCAGAUGGGCUUUGACCCAGAUCGUUCUCCGUGGAAAUAGAUACACGAAGAACCCAAUUUUGACUAUCUUCUAUCUCAGUCCUGCCAUGUGCAUUUCGUUGAUCUUCAUGGGCUCGCAAGUCGAAGGUGUUGGCAAUUUCCUUGGUUCCCAAGUUUGGGAAACUUACGGUGUCUUUGGAACAUGCGUUUUGUUGCUCUUCCCUGGAUUCUUGGCAUUCUGUAUGACACUUUCUCAGUUCAUCAUCCUUCAAUAUGCCCCACUCCUCACUCUGUCCAUCGCCGGUAUUGUGAGAGAGCUUAUUACCAUUUUCCUUGGAUGGUUGAUCUUCGGUGACCAGCUCAACUUUGUCAAUAUGAUUGGUAUUUUCAUCACAUUGGCAGAUAUUGCCUGGUACAAUCUCUACAGACUGGAACAGUCCAGCAGCAAAUCUAGUUCGUCUCCAACUUCUAGCCAGGACUCCGAGAGACUCGUGAGCGAGGAGCUGGAAUUAGACUCUGUCGACAGCCGCAAAUGA